AUGGCCGGCGACAAGAUCCCGACUCUCCACUCGCUCGAGAAGCCAGAGCGGCUGCAGGACGUCUUGCGCCAGGACCGCGGCGACGACUGCUUGCCCUGCAAAGUCAUCGGAAGCGGUGCCUUCUUCGGCCUUGCAGCGUACAGCUACUUUUCGGGCAUGUCGCAGCUGGAGAAGCAGAGGGCCGUCAUUUUGCAGAGCAAGUCCAUGUUCGGCAUGAGGAGUCGCAAGUUUGGCAUCGUCACCAUCUCGGCCAGUCUCGCAUGGAUGGGCCUCUGGAGGGCCUUUAAAUGA
Messenger RNA from Trichoderma citrinoviride, 291 nucleotides. RefSeq lists its product as hypothetical. The coding region runs from base 1 to 291 and encodes 96 amino acids. The record is from RefSeq and is a predicted model, not a curated record. Lineage: Eukaryota; Fungi; Ascomycota; Sordariomycetes; Hypocreales; Hypocreaceae. The transcript is spliced from 2 exons.